Molecule: messenger RNA, 1881 nt
Organism: Lathyrus sativus (Indian pea)
Lineage: Eukaryota; Viridiplantae; Streptophyta; Magnoliopsida; Fabales; Fabaceae
Source: the annotation of a GenBank genome assembly
AUGGGACAGUUGCUUCCAAAUUCAAACGAAGAAUUUUGUACAAUGGAGGAGGAUGCUGAAAUCAGUGAUUUGCAGUUAACAUAUUACGUUAGAGAUGCUCUUCUUGAAGUCUCGGAUGGUAGAGAGAACUAUGAAGAGCUUGUUGGGUGUUUGCAACCUAAAAGGAAUCUUAAUUCUCAUGAUGCUGCCCAACUUGUGACAAUUUUGAAAGCGCUUGCUGGAGUAGUGUCCUACAUAGACUCUGUCCAUCACGGAGCUCUUAUUUUUGCUCUUGAGAGAAUGAGCUUGUGGAAUUUGGCUACAACAUAUAAGAAUUAUGAUGCAACUGAUAUCAUGGAUGCUUUGAUUGAGCUCCUCGUAUCAUUGGCUGCUUCGAAGGGAAUGUAUAUUGAUUGGUGUUUGGAGAGGCUCGUGAGGCAUUUUACUGCUCCUAAACAUGUUAUUGAUUUUCUGAAAAAUGAAAAUGGAGCUGAUAGAAAGAAUAAGGUUCUGUCUCGAGUGCAUGAUGCUCUGAAACAAAUAGCUGAUUUGGUGCCCCUUGCUCCCAUGCGAUUAUCACCAAUAGUUGUCCAGAAUAUACCGAAACGUUACGAUGUGACAGAGCAUGAGAUUGUCAUGUAUGUUGAAAAUAUGUUAAAGCUUGAGAGUGGUGCAAUUGGAGAAAUUGUCGGUAGUACCAUGCUACCCGCACUUGUGGAUAAAUUGAUAGAGUUGGAUGUGGAAAUUGGAUUGGAUGGCAACAUGCAUCCGGAUGCAAAAUGCAUAUUUGAAAUGGAGUUAGAAGAUAUUGUUAAUUUUGCAGAUGAUGAUGAGAAUUAUAAUAAUAUGUGUGCCUCAGAGCUGCUAAGUAUGAAAAAAUUGCAAGGCAAUAAGGUUGUGGAGAAAUUAGAUAGUCUAAUUGUGCUGACUUUUUUGCAUCUUGAAUCCUGUCAAAGUAGUGGCCGAUUGUCUGAGGUAUUUGAUAUAUUAUUGAUGUCAUUUAUGAGAACUGUGCUGAAUACAUACAAGUCAAAAUUUACCCAGUUUGUGAUGUUCUAUGCAUGUGCAUUGGAUCCUGAACUAUCUGGUGUAAAAUUUGCUAUUGCUCUCAGAGAUAUGUUUGAAUCACCUGUUAAUCCCCCUAUUACUAGGAUGAGUGCUGUUGCUUAUCUUGCUAGCUAUUUAUCUCGUGCAAAGUUUCUUUCAUCUGCCUUGGUUGCUGACAUCAUACAAAGAUUGGUAGAUUGGUGUUUUGCAUAUUGCAAGAUACAUGAUUUAGAUAUGAACCCACAAGCUCACCAAGUGUUUUAUUCUGGGUGCCAGGCUAUCAUGUACAUUUUAUGCUUUCGCAUGAAAUCAUUGGUGGACGUACCUAGGCUUAGAAUGCAGCUUAUCAAAAUGCCAAUGUUGUUACUCUGGAAGCAUAAAUUGAAUCCCUUGAAGGUGUGUUUGCCUAGUGUAGUAGAGGAAUUUCUUAAACAGGCAAAGGCUGCUCGGCUUUUCAUGUCAGCAGAAUUAUUUGUUUUUGAGGAUUUGCUCGAGGCUGAUCUUUCCAAGGCUUUUGGUGGGAUGGAUAGACUCGACAUGUUCUUCCCAUUUGAUCCAUGUCUGUUGAAGAAAAGUGAAAGCUACCUAAGACCACAUUUUGUCCGCUGGUCAAGAGUGAGAACUACAUAUGGCGAUGAGGAAGACAGUGAUUCUGGAAGUGAAGCAUCAGACGACGAGUUUGUUGACUUAAAUGCAAAGGAUAUGAACAAUGAUGAUGAUGAUAUGAUAGGCAGUGUAGGAGCAGGCCUUGAUUUUGACGCUGACUUGAACAAAAUGUCGAUCACACCCAAAUCGUUCAAAUACGGGUUUAAGGAACAGAUGAAGCGGGGUCACGAGAAUGGUAUCGAAAGUUAG